This is a messenger RNA of Arachis duranensis, 390 nucleotides long. RefSeq names its product protein FAR-RED IMPAIRED RESPONSE 1-like. The record is from RefSeq and is a predicted model, not a curated record. NCBI's taxonomy places the organism in Eukaryota, Viridiplantae, Streptophyta, Magnoliopsida, Fabales, Fabaceae. Bases 1 to 390 code for a protein of 129 amino acids. The transcript has a single exon.
AUGAGGAUAAAGAGAAUAACAUCUGAUGGGAAAUGGUGCGUUGCAUGUUUUGUUGAUGAUCAUAACCACGGUCUUGAUAGGAAUAUGUCGGAUGUUGAUAUAGCUCACAUUAAUAACUUGAGGGAGGUGGGAAUUAGCAUUCCAAAGGUGUAUCAGUCAUUUGCGAUGCAGGUUGGAGGGUUCAACUUAGUCAGGUUUACGAAGCAAGACAUGCUCAAUGAGGUCCGCAAGCAACGUGCACUGCAGGAAGGGGAUGUUAAUGCUACGCUGUGGUUUUUCGAGUGUGUUGCAAGGGAUGACGAGAGACUCUUUUGGAGAUACGAAGUUGGUGAUGGUGAUCAGAUGUGUGAUAUGAUAUGGAGUGACGGGCGCAGUCAAGAAGAUUACUAG